CCCCCCGGUGACGUCAUGGCAGGGGGGGAAAUCCGGGCCCGCCAUGGGGCUGGCGCGUCUUAUCCGCCGGGCAGCCCAGCCGCUUUGCUACUUCAAAGCCCCCUUUCCCGGCCCGGGAGGGGCGGGGGUGCUUUGCCCCGGGGCUGCGCUCCGGACCGUGUCGGGCCCCACUUCGAGCUGGGAGCCGCCGCGUCCGCCGGGAUCAAGGAGCAUCCUGGCCAGGACGCUUUCCUCGGCGGCUUUGGUGCAAACGGCUCCGCUCUGGCUCCAGCCUUACCUCCGUCUCAUGCGGCUGGAUAAACCCAUUGGGAUUUGGCUGCUGUAUCUUCCCUGUACCUGGAGUAUAUCCUUGGCAGCUGAACCAGGUUGUUGGCCAUCCUGGGAUCUGCUGUUACUUUUUGGUGCUGGGUCAGUUCUGAUGCGUGGAGCUGGCUGCAUUAUAAAUGACAUGUGGGACGUGGACUAUGAUAAAAAGGUAGUGAGAACUGCAAAUCGGCCGUUGGCAGCUGGAGAGCUAACAUAUUUUCAAGCCCUGGUUUUUCUUGGUUCACAGCUUAGCUUGGCUUUGUGUGUCUUGCUAUGUUUAAAUUAUUACAGCAUUAUUUUAGGAGCUUCUUCUUUAUUUCUUGUGGUGACUUAUCCACUUAUGAAGAGAAUAACUUACUGGCCACAGUUAUAUUUAGGCUUGGUCUUCAAUUGGGGAGCCUUACUUGGCUGGUCUGCGGUCCACGGUUCUUGCAAUUGGUCUGUUUGCUUACCCCUGUAUUUUUCCAGCGUCUGUUGGACUUUGCUUUAUGAUACUAUUUAUGCACAUCAGGAUAAAAGAGAUGAUCUUGCCAUCGGUGUGAAAUCUACAGCGCUCCUCUUUGGGGAAAAGACAAAAUAUUGGCUCUCUGGCUUCAGUUGCACCAUGCUGGGUGGACUAACACUGGCAGGAAUCAAUUGUGGUCAGACCUUCCCGUACUAUGCAGCCCUGGCAACUGCAGCUGUCUGUUGGGGAAACCAGGUAUUCCAUUUGGACAUUAACAAUCCUAAAGACUGCUGGGACAAGUUUUCUUCAAACCGCAAUCUAGGGAUUUUGCUUCUUGCAGGAAUUAUACUUGGAAACUUAAGGAAAGAGAAAGAAGAAAAAAGGGAUGCUUUAAGUAGCAGCUAGGGCAGAAGAAAAGAAUGCUAUUUUACAAAUAAAAAGGAAACUUGAAAACUUUUUUUUAAUCCUCCCCUUUAUAUUUAACAGACAUGGUGCUUUAUAUUAAAAUUCUAGAAUGGUGGCAGAUUUGAUUGUCUGGUUUUGAACAUACUCUAAGUAUCUUGGCAACAAUUCUGAAUAAAUUGGGAUUUCACAGUCAAAUGUUGAGAUUAAUUCUGCAAAGCUACAUCUGAAGUUUUCCACUGUAAAAUUAUAAGAUUGUGGGGGAAUUAAACAGAUAAAACUAUGUAAAAAAUUGGUUUUCCAACACUAAAAUGGUACUACUGUGUAGUCAAAACUGUUUAGAAGUGUAAACAAUAAAUGACUGGUUUUAUAGUAUUGUCA
This is a messenger RNA of Crotalus tigris (Tiger rattlesnake), 1534 nucleotides long. It is a transcript of the gene COQ2, whose product is annotated as coenzyme Q2, polyprenyltransferase. Gene Ontology annotation, cellular component: mitochondrial inner membrane. The record is from RefSeq and is a predicted model, not a curated record. Gene Ontology annotation, biological process: ubiquinone biosynthetic process. Lineage: Eukaryota; Metazoa; Chordata; Lepidosauria; Squamata; Viperidae. The transcript is spliced from 7 exons. Bases 44 to 1156 code for a protein of 370 amino acids.